AUGCACUUUUGGAAUGCGCAGCAGGCCUACUUUGACUUUUCGGCGCAGGCGCCGCCGCCCGUGGUCGAGCAUGAUGUGUCGUUCCGCGCGGGCCAGGGCACCGACGGCCUCGAUACGUACACGCCGCGUGCGCUGCUCUUCGAUGUGCGGAGCGAGUUUGGCGCCAUGGCGCGCAUCAACGAGCUGUACGCCACGGGGGACGAGGAGGCUGAGUGCGAGACGGUGCCUACCGCGGAGCGCGUCGUGCCAAGCGAGUGGACCGACCUCGGCGCCGCAGCGGAGCGGCGGCGCGGGCGCCCGCGCUACUGGUCGGACUAUGCGUCCGUGCUCUUCCACCCGCGCUCGCAGGUGGCGGUGGCCGCGCCCGCGCUGUAUGGCAGCUCGUUCCUCGCGGCGCCCGAUGCGGACUCGGCGAGUCCGGCGCCGUGCUCGUUUGCGGACGGCGUGCGCGUCGCGCACGCCAUGGAGGGCGAGCAGCGCGUGAUGGAGGAGCAGGUGCGCUGGCUCGCAGAGGAUAGCGACCUGAUGCAAGGGUUCCAGGUCGCUGCGAGCGCGUCGGAUGCAUUUAGCGGCAUCGCCAGCGCGUACCUUGGCCUCUUGGCCGACGAAUACCCCAAGACAGAGCGCCACGCGACGCUCCUAGCGCGCGCCAUGCCGGCGCCCCACGCGCGCGUCGCGGCGAUGAACGAGGUGCUGGCGCUCACGCACGCCGCGGAGCAUGCGCAUCUUGUGGUGCCUGUGCACCUGCACGGCGCCGCACAACCACGCGCCCUCGUGCAGCGCACCGAGAGCAUGGCGACACUGCGCGCGCGCCUCGCGUGGCGCGGCGACACGCCGAUUGUGCAGCUGGGCGGCUGUAUGCCGACGCCCUUGCUCGCCCCCGUUGCGCCGAGAGCCGACGUGGAUGCCCUGGUGGAUGCGAUGCUCGCGGCGCGCGGCUACGCGGCGCCCCAGCCGCCGGCGCCGGCGCCGAGCUUGGACGGCCGGGGCGCCCUCGCUGCGGCAUGGUGGGAUCGGUCGCUCGCGUACGGCGCCGACGCUCAGCUGGCGGCAGCGCCCGUCGCCGUGCCGUACGCUGAGGCGAUCGUGGCGCGCGAUGCCGAUGCCCACGCGGAGGCGCCGACGAUGCGCGCACUCGCCGCGUGGCAGGCCGAGCAGCCGCCCUGGGCGACGCGGUGCGUAGUGCCUACUGACGCCAGGACCUUUGUGCCGCUGGCGUAUCCUACCGAGCGGCCGUACCCCGACUACUUGUACGGCCUCACAUCCGCGGGCCGCGCGCUCCCUGGCGCUGACGCAACGCAGCCGUCGGCGGUGACGUCGAUGCCCUGCGUUGCGUCGCUGCGUGCGUCGCCCGACACGCUCGCGAUCGUCGCGCGCGCACGCGCCUGGGUGGUCGAGGUGCUGGAGGGCCACGCGCCGCUGGCUGCGUACGGCCUGGACGAGGGUAUGGACCGCGAUGCAGUGCUCGAGCUGCGCGAGACGCUCGAGCGGCUGAGCGAUGCGUAUGGCACAGAGCCCAUGGACGCUGCGGAGCCGGGCACCGACGAGGAGUGGGUGGACGACGCCUGGGACACCGCGGCCCUUGGACGCGCCGCGGUACACGGUCUCGAUGAUAUCGAUCAUCUCCUGCUUGCUGUCGAUGGCCCAGUUGCUGCCUCGUACAUCUUGUUAAAAUCGGGCACCUGCGUCGUAUCGACCAGCGGCGGCGACGCACCCAGUCAUGCCCAAAGCGCAGAACGACCACGCGGUCUUCCUCCGACAAAAUCGCCUGGUCGACAUGCCACCCUGCGCUCGAUCCCCGUGCGUGCUGCCUUCUGCCGAUACAUGUCGACGCAUCUAGCCGACGCACACUGCGUGCCAUGCUCGAAGAAGGCGAUCCGCGAGCUCGGCCUGCAGCGGCUCAGUGAGGCGGACGCGACCGCCAAGCUCAGCGAGCUCGAGCCCGGCUGGGCGCUGCGGCCGCAGCCUCCUGCGCACGCGACGGCAUCGCCCCUGCCGCCUGCGCUGCACAAGGUGUACCGCUUCCGUAACUUUGCGACCGCGGCCGCGUUCACACAGGCCGUCGGCGAGGCCGCCGACGCCCAGGGCCACCACCCCGCGCUCCUGCUCGAGUGGGGCAGCGUCGCCGUGUGGUGGUGGAGCCACGCACUCGAAGGCGGGCCCGGUGGAGGCCUGACCUACCACCAUGACGCCGGCCCCGCCGCUGUGGAAGCGCCCCGGCCUCGUGCCGGCUCGCUUCGUGCCGGCCGUGUUCCGCGACGUGCUCGCCGGUACGUGUGGUGCGCUGAUGCAGACUACCUGGAGCGGAGCGCGGACCCGCUCCUUCCGCAUGCGUGGGCGCCGCGGUACGCGUGGAUGCGCAUGGCGCUGCUAAGCGAGUUUGUGCUGCAGGUGCCUGCGUUCGUGCUGGGCCUGUAUGCGCUGUGGACAACCUACGGCGCGAUCGGUACGCUGCUCCACUCACGCAGCUUGCUUUACGACGCUGCAGUGCAUCGCGAUGGUCACUGUCGGCGAGGAGCGGCAGCUGCUGUCGAGUGCCCACGUGCGCUUCCUUCUGCAGUGCGUAGCGAGGACUCACGCAGAAACUACGUGCCGUUCAUGGUGAUUCCUGGCCUGCUGUGCAUCGACAUGGUCGUGCGCACCGCCCGGUUGCUACCAGCGCCGCGAACGGCGCACGCCAAGGCCGCCUAG
Messenger RNA from Malassezia sympodialis ATCC 42132, 2691 nucleotides. RefSeq lists its product as uncharacterized. The transcript is spliced from 9 exons. NCBI's taxonomy places the organism in Eukaryota, Fungi, Basidiomycota, Malasseziomycetes, Malasseziales, Malasseziaceae. Gene Ontology annotation, cellular component: endoplasmic reticulum. The record is from RefSeq and is a predicted model, not a curated record. The coding region runs from base 1 to 2691 and encodes 896 amino acids.